Molecule: messenger RNA, 952 nt
Organism: Dinoponera quadriceps
Lineage: Eukaryota; Metazoa; Arthropoda; Insecta; Hymenoptera; Formicidae
Exons: 3
Coding region: 270-575 (101 amino acids)
Source: RefSeq, a predicted model, not a curated record
GUAGACGCACGUUCUCUCUCUCUCUCUCUCUCUCUCUCGUCGUUGUCGUCGUCCCGAUGACGCGAGACUACUGAAGAGAAGGUGGCGGUGAGCGGGCGGUUUUAUUCGUGGUUGCGCGGGCAGUUUAUCUCUCUCUCUCUCUCUCUCUCUCUCUCUCUCUCUCUCUUAUGAUAAUAUUUAUAUAUAUAUAUUGACGCGCGUGUGGUAUUUGUUUGAUAUGAAAAAAGGGGAAAGAGGAUGAGAAAAGAAAAAAAGAAAAAGAACAAAAAAUGUCCAACGGUGAGAUGACCGACACGAGAAAACGAAAAUCACACGACAACGACGACGUUUCAACAAAAGGACCCGUUAUAAAUAACAACGGUGGUCAGACACGAAACAAAAAAAUUAACAAUAAAUGGAACAAAAACGAUGAAAGUGCCAACAUUCCAGUUCGAAUCUUAACAAGAAAAUACCUACUGACGAAAAUGUGUUACAAAUUCAUUGAAAUAGGAAUCACAGCGACGCUUCCAUCCCACGUAAGCGUCGUCAUAGGCAACAAUUACGGCAAGGAAAUCUCGCCCUCAGCAACCGUUUAGAAAAACUUCCUCGAGCUAGAAUCAAACGUGAUGUCGAGUCUACGAGGCAGUGGCAAAAAUGUUAGAGGAGGAACAGGAGAUUUCCCCAACGAUAUUCUGAUCGAGAAUUUAACGCUACACUUCGGAAAAAUCAAUAAUUUACCAUUACUUACACUGGAAACAUACACGACUUGUCGUCUGUCCGUGUCGCAAGCCACCGUUAUCAAUAUAUACAAACUCAAACAUUGUAUAAACCGCAUCACCAACUUAAUAUGUGCAAUUAUUAAUAACGCGAAAUUACGACAAUUUCUCGACAUUGCAUGCACAAUACCCGAUAAUGUGAAUAUCACUAAAGUAAUACUAAACAGCGAUUUGGUCGGUCGAAACAAUAUAAUCGA